UUAAGCGAAUCUAGUACCCCAGGAGACGAUGACCGUUUCACGUGAGAACUUCAAAUUUAAAUUAUUUAGAUUUGUUAUUUCUUUCUAUAAGAAGUUUGCAAUAUGCUAAACCAGUGUUAGCAAGUCCCAGACCAGUCGUCUUCACAUCUGCAGUCAUUCAUUGCACUAACAGGGCCUGAGCAGGAGCAACACUCUAGGAGAUCGCGAUGGGAGUCACCGGCCUGGAUAAGAUCAAAACCCUGCAGCGAAACCCGGCUAACAUCAGAAAUCUGUGCAUCCUGGCACAUGUUGAUCACGGUAAAACCACUCUGGCUGACUGUCUGGUGGCGAAUAAUGGGAUCAUAUCAAGUCGACUGGCUGGGAAGCUGAGAUAUCUGGACAGUAGGGAGGAUGAACAGGUUAGAGGAAUCACCAUGAAGUCCAGCGCCAUCUCUCUGCACUACAGCACAGGCAACCAGGAGUACCUUCUAAAUCUGAUCGACUCUCCUGGUCAUGUCGACUUCUCCUCUGAGGUUUCCACAGCGGUGCGGCUGUGUGAUGGAGCCAUUGUGGUUGUAGAUGCUGUUGAGGGUGUGUGCCCACAGACCCAGGUUGUCCUCCGACAGGCCUGGCUUGAGAACAUCAGGCCUGUUCUGGUCAUUAAUAAGAUGGACAGGCUCAUUAUGGAGCUGAAGCUCACCGCUCUGGAAGCAUACACGCACCUGCAGAAGAUCCUGGAGCAGGUCAAUGCUGUCACAGGGACUCUGUUCACGUCUAAAGUGCUCGAAGAGCGAGCGGAAAAGGUGAAGGAGGAGGUGAACAGGGACAAGGACCCAAGUGGAGAUCAGGUUUAUGACUGGAGUGCUGGACUGGAGGAUGCUGACGACUCUCACCUCUACUUUUCUCCUGACCAAGGAAAUGUGGUGUUUGCCAGCGCCAUAGAUGGAUGGGGUUUCAGCAUUCAGCAUUUUGCCCACAUAUACAGUCAGAAGAUGGGGAUCAGGACUGAGGUGCUGCUGAAAACCUUGUGGGGAGACUUCUAUCUCAACACAAAAAUUCAGAGAAUCAUGAAAGGCGCUCAGACCAAAGGAAAGAAGCCGCUGUUUGUGCAACUUGUGCUGGAUAACAUUUGGAGUUUGUAUGAUGCAGUCAUUACUAGAAGAGACAAGCAGAAAGUGGAAAAGGUGAUGACCUCACUUGGGAUAAAGGUGAUGACAAGGGACCUGCGUCACUCUGACCCAAAAGUUCUCCUCUUUGCUAUCUGUAACCAAUGGUUACCAGUUUCCAAGGCUGUCCUCUCAAUGGUGUGUGAGAAGCUUCCCAGUCCUUUAGAGAUGACAGCAGAGAAAGUGGAGAAGCUGAUGAGUGUUGGAACCCGUCGAUUUGAUUCACUGCCUGAAAGGACGCAAGAACUGAAGACAGCUUUCCUCCAGUGUUCCAGUGAGAUAAAUGCCCCAGUCAUCAUUUUUGUGUCCAAAAUGUUUGCUGUGGACACCAAAGCUUUGCCUCAGAAGAGACAGAGGCCUUUAAACCAGGAGGAGAUUACUCAGCGUAGGGAAGUGGCAAGACAAAGGCAUGCUGAGAAACUGGCUGCAGAGAGCCUUGAGAGGGCCACCCGGUCAUGUAGUGCUCCAGGAGAAGCUACUAUGACACGUCUGCCUCUAAAACCAGAGGAGGAAGAGGAGCAGAAGGAGGUCUUCAUAGCAUUCGCAAGAAUCUACAGUGGGACAGUCAAGAAAGGUCAAAGGGUUUUUGUUCUGGGACCAAAGUAUGAUCCUGCUCAGGGCCUGAGUCUGCUGCCAGAAGGAUCCAGUACAUCUGACUGUAUUCCGGAAGUACCUCAUCUGUCCUGUUGUACCGUGGAAAACCUUUACCUGCUUAUGGGCCGAGAGCUGGAAGAGUUGGAGGAAAUCCCUGCUGGAAAUGUUAUGGGCAUUGGAGGUUUGGAGGACUGUGUCUUAAAGACAGCUACCCUGUCAGCGUCCCUUGCUUGUUCCCCCUUCACCCCACUCAACUUUGAAGCUGCACCCAUUGUACGGGUUGCUGUAGAGCCAAAACAUCCAAGUGAGAUGCCAAAGCUGGUUUCUGGGAUGCGUUUGUUGAACCAGGCAGAUCCAUGUGUUGAAGUUCUGAUACAGGAAACAGGAGAGCAUGUUCUGGUCACUGCUGGAGAAGUUCACCUGCAGCGCUGUCUAGAUGACCUCAGAGAGAGGUUUGCCAAGAUAGAGAUUAGUGUGUCUAAGCCCAUAAUUCCAUUCAGAGAAACUGUGGUGAGACCUCCAAAGGUGGAUAUGGUGAAUGAGGAACUUGGCAAGCAACAAAAAGUUGCUGUCAUUCAUCAGGUGAAAGAAGAACUCUCUCAGGGUCGUUCAUCUGACUGCCAGCAUGUGGAUCCUGAUGGUCUUGUUACCCUCACCACUCCUAACAGACUUGCUACUGUCUGUGUACGGGCCAUCCCAUUACCACAAGAGGUGACUGUUCUCUUGGAGAGAAACUCUGAGGUAAUUCGGACUCUGGAGCUGAUGAACUCAUCCCUCAGGGAGGGGAGAGCCAUGGACAUAAAUCUCAGGACCCUGGAGGCUAUUGCAGAACUGAAAGACCAUCUUCAGAGCUUGCUGCAGGGAAGAAAGUGGCGGAACGCUGUGGAACGGAUCUGGGCUUUUGGGCCUCGGAGGUAUGGUCCCAACAUUCUUCUGAACAGCAUUAAAGACUACAGCCGACCAUCAGUGUGGCAGUGUCUUGAGUGGAGACACAGUAAUGAUCAAGUUAGAGCUCCAGCUUCUCCACUCCGAGACUUUGAUAACAGUAUCAUCAGUGGUUUCCAACUUGUAACCCUGUCUGGUCCCAUGUGUGAAGAACCCCUGAUGGGAGUUUGCUUCUCGGUUGAGAGGUGGGAUGUCGAGUCUGUAGCUUUUUCACAAAAUCCAGACACCUUGAAAGAGGACUCUGUUUCCCCUGAAGCAUUGCAAGAUGUCAAUUCACAUGGAAACAGUGAAGAUGUGAUAGCAGAGCGAAAGAUGGAUGCUUCUUCUGUGGACUGCUAUGGGCCAGUAUCUGGCCAGCUGAUCGCAGCCAUGAAGGAGGCAUGCCGGCAUGCCUUCCAGGCUCAGCCCCAGAGACUGAUGGCAGCCAUGUACACUUGUGAGAUCAUGGCAACUGCUGAGGUGCUGGGCCGGGUUUAUGGUGUACUUGGAAAGCGAGAAGGUCGAGUCCUCCAUGAAGAGAUGAAAGAAGGGACAGAUAUGUUUAUCAUCACAGCUGUUCUUCCUGUGGCUGAGAGCUUCGGAUUUGCUGAUGAGAUCCGCAAGAGGACAAGUGGACUGGCCAGUCCACAGCUGGUUUUCAGCCACUGGGAGGUGAUCAGCAGUGACCCAUACUGGGUUCCUACCACAGAAGAAGAAUACCUGCAUUUUGGAGAGAAGGCGGACUCUGUGAACCAGGCCCUGAAAUACAUGAACGCUGUCCGUCGACGGAAAGGUCUUUUUGUGGAGGAGAAGAUCGUUGAGCAUGCAGAGAAACAGAGGACACUUGGCAAGAACAAGUAGAGGAGACAUCUGUCCAUCCUAUCAGAGAGAAAUGUCAACAUUAUCUCUCCGAUAAUGUUGAGAUCUUUCAAGUCAAUUCAGCAACAUUUUGUGUUGGACUAUACUAUACCAUCAGUCUGUAAUGUCAUCAAGCAGUUGUCCUUGAAGCUCUAUUAUUGUAUGGCAGCAACAGCAAACUUCCUCAAGUUUCUAAUUCAAUGAGAUUAAAUGACAAAAUAUUAGGAAUAAAGUCUGUAGAGAAAGAAAACAGUGCUUUGUUCACUUUAAAGGUAAACAAAUGUAAAUGCCAAAAGUUGGUAUUAGUUUCAAUAAUCAAUCAAUCAAUUUUAUUUGUAUAGCACAUUUCAGCAACAAGGCAUUUCAAAGUGCUUUACAUCAUAAAAACACAAGAACACAGUCAUGUAGCAAAGAAUCAACAAUUAAAACAUUACAUUAAGUCAAGUACCACUGUUAAAUUUGUAGUUGAUUAUGUUUCAAAUAUUAUAUAUGUAUUAUAUAUAAUAUCAAAUAAUAUCUACAUCAUUACAACUUAAGGGCGAGGAGGAAGAAGAGUAGAUUUGAUUAAAUAUUUCUGCUGUGUUUUCUGUGAAAAGAAAGUUUUGUGAUAGUAGCUGUUUGUCCAAGUGGGUUAAUGGAUAAAGAACUUUCAAAAUGAGAAACUGCCCUUGUACAGCUUUAUCAAUACAUUUUUAUAUAUAUUAGAGCCAGGCAAGGGGAAGAGAGUGAGCCCUCUGUAUAUGAGCAUGAUUGACAUCACAAAAAGUGUUAUUUUUGUGACGUCAAUCAUAAUUGAUUGCUUAUAUUUAGCGCUGGGAGAAGGCAGAGAAGCUCCUUUUUUUUUUUUUUUUUACAGGUUAUAUUUCUCUUACUGUUACGACAAUGACAGUUUCAACAAAUAUGUAGAAAAAAGUUGUAAAUUAAAUUUAGACCUCUUAUAAAGCUCUUAUUUUCAUAAAAAUAAGAGGUUUCUGUAAAGAGUGCAAGGGUCAACUGUACAUUACAUGUGAAAAGGAAGCAGACAUGCAGUUCGGUGUGUGAUGGAAAACAUGGAUGAAUCCCUGCACACAAGGUUUUCAAAGAGACCAUUUUCUGGAAGACUGCAUGCAGAAGUUAAAAAAGAACUUUGUGAAGGUAGACUGCAGCCACAUGUGUGGAGAGCAUCACAGACAGAAAAACUGAUGGACACUGGAGACCCUGAGCCAAGUCAUCUACCAAAUUUAGCAACUAUACGUAAAGCCAAACAAGAACAACAUGAAUCUGAAAUGGCUCAUAAAAACCCAGUAUUGUCACUACAGGCAAUAAAAUGUAGUUAUCCUCACAGUGGAAGUAUUAGUGACAUUGGAUUAGACAGAUUCUUCUGUCACUAGUGGAGUCCUACCCAAAUGAUGAUGUACCAGACAAACACCCUAUGGUUGCUCUUGAUGCAACUGCCUCAGUUGUAAAAAUAACAACUUGUCAGGCCGAACGGCUUGUCUGGACAUAUAUUCCUGUAUCAAGGAGCUUUAACAGGAAGCGACAACUCCCACAUCUCUGUGGUUCAAAUGCUGUCAGAGAGACAUGAUGUCCAGGCAAUCACAAGAUGGCUGUCAGAAUGGAUUCGCACUGGAGCACCAGUCCCAAAAGAGGCAAUUUCAGAUUUUUCUUUAGCUAUACUUGGUACAUUAGUUAAGGAUUUUACACAUUUUUCUGAUUUGAAGAGCUAUGUAAAUGAGUGCUUCGGUGUUCUGCUUCAAAACAAAUGCAGCAAACUGCCCCCAUGCUUCAUCUGAGUGGAUGUGGCACACCUGAUCAAAAGGAUUUCCCAGUGGGAUUGUUUGAGGAAACAACCUCAUUGGGUGAAAGACUUCUAUGUACGUUCAAUGGCACAGCUGGUCAAGUCGCAAUCUUUAGAGGAAGCAAAGGUCCUAAUACGCAGCAUUGCCGCUGUAGCAUUAAGGUAAUGACACUCAUGGUAACCCCAUCAUGUCAGAAGUGUGCAAAUCAAACCUUAAAAGCAAAAUUGCAGAUGACAGUGUCCAUUCCCAGUGUUGUGGUGCAACCCCCCACCCCCACCCCCCCUCUUUCUCUACUCUCUCACUCUCUACUUCCUCUCCUGAGAGGGCAGAUGUGCUAACCAGCUCUCCAUCUAACGGGUUAAUUGAGUUUCCUAAAUCUGCUGGGAUUUACCCUGUCACAGAGCGCGAGAACUUGUCUGGAUUGACACAGACCUUGGACAAUUCUGUGCCACAACUGUGGAGCAAAGUGUCCCCAACCCUAAGUAGUUUUCCCUCAGUGAAUUUCCGUCAGAGAUUCACACUGAAAGCCAUCAUAGCAUUUCAGGAGGGUCCAACGCCUGAAACAAUUGGGCAUUAUGUGGCGUUUUGUAAGAGGUCCCCGGGCACCUGGGAAAUGUACGAUGACCUCAGAAAAAAGUAACGACACCCUCUGAAAAGACCAGCAUAUGCCCUCAGGCUGUGCUCUACAUAAAAGAAUAAUGGUCAGCUUUCCUGACAGAAAGCAGUUUUUUGUUUUGAGUCAGCUGUUAUUUGAGUUAAUGUAUUAUAUUUGAGAAGCUAAGAAAGUUCAAUGUAUUUUUUUGUUCAAAAGACACUUCCCUUCAUUGUUCUGGUAGUUUCGUAUUUUGGUAACCAGCAUAUUAACAUUUUUGUCCAAUUGAAUACAUAGUUUAUUUUAAAAAUUGUUCAAUUCAAGUUUAUGUUUAGCAAUCUUUCACAUUACAUAAAUAAGACAUAUGUUGCUCUGAACAUAAUACUAAGAUGACAGGGAGUUAUGUUGGUUGAUAAAGGUCUUUCAACAUGGAUAACACCAAAAAUAACAUUUCAUGGACCAGAAGGGCAACUUUGAGCGCUUGGUGACAAAAAAUAAAGGUUGAAUGUAAUGUUUUUUUAAACAAAUUAAUAUUUUAUUGUAAAAUGUUGUUGAAUAUUCUGUGCUAUUAAUUGUAAAGCCAGAUAAUCAAGAUAAAUAAAAGUCAUUUGUCAAUUGUGA
Molecule: messenger RNA, 6512 nt
Organism: Xiphophorus maculatus (southern platyfish)
Lineage: Eukaryota; Metazoa; Chordata; Actinopteri; Cyprinodontiformes; Poeciliidae
Gene: efl1
Product: elongation factor like GTPase 1
Exons: 23
Coding region: 207-3524 (1105 amino acids)
Biological process (GO): cytosolic ribosome assembly
Cellular component (GO): cytosol; ribonucleoprotein complex
Molecular function (GO): GTPase activity; GTP binding; ribosome binding
Source: RefSeq, a predicted model, not a curated record